AUCAAGCACCUUAGGCAUACAGACUGCUUCUACAAACAUUUGUGAAAGAAUGGGUCGCUCUCAGGAGCUCAGUGAAUUCAAGCGUGGUACCGUGAUAGGUUGCCACCUGUGCAAUAAGUUAAUCCAUGAAAUUUCCUUGCUACUAAAUAUUCUAUGGUCAACUGUUAGUGGGUAUUAUAACAAAGUGGAGCAUUGGGAACGACAGCAACUCAGCCACAAAGUGGUAGGCCACAUAAAAUGACAGAGUGGGGUCAGCACAUGCUGAAGCGCACAGUGCGCAGAAGUCGCCAACUGUCUGCAGAGUCAAUAGCUAAAGACCUCCAAACUUCAUGUGGCCUUCAGGUUAGCACAAUAACAACAGUGCGUGAAGAGCUUCAUAAAAUGGGUUUCCAUGGCCGAGCAGCUGCAUCCAAGCCUUACAUCACCAAGUGCAAUGCAAAGCGUCGGAUGCAGUGGUGUAAAGCACACCACCACUGGACUCUAGAGCAG
Molecule: messenger RNA, 489 nt
Organism: Staurois parvus
Lineage: Eukaryota; Metazoa; Chordata; Amphibia; Anura; Ranidae
Source: the annotation of a GenBank genome assembly